UAUGAAUGUGCGAUUUUUGAAACAAUAAAAAAAAUCGAAGAAAACGAAAUGAGAUAUUAUAUGUGAGAUGUGUGCUGGUUGGUGAAAAGCUUGGAAUGUAUACCAAACUGUUGGGAAGUGGUGGAUUCCAAUUGAGUCCUGACCUGGCAUGUAGGCUUCAUGCAGUCUGAAUAAGUAGAUAUACAUACGUUGGAAGAGAAAGAUGGAACAACAAGCGGAACAUGCGCUGUCUCUACGAUUGUCCCUGGUGUUGGAGGACAUCGGGGUGAACAGGUUCAUAAUCGCCAGGAGAAGGAGGACGUGGCUGAUGCGGGAGACAAGGUUGACAAUCAGUAUAUCAUUAUUGGGUAAAAACGUUAAAUACUAUCAUUUUGGCAGCCAGAGUGAGGGAACUACAACGCCUGGCAUGCAAUCAGACCUUGAUGCAUUGGUCUGCCUUGAUUUCCCCGUCAUAUUGGACUUGGAUGAGUGGCAGGAGAGAAAGGUACAACUCCUUGUUGUCAAUUCAGAUCAGUUACCACCCCAGCACUGCUGGCUUCAAUGGCUGAGACCCGACAUUCAAUCACCAUGGACACAGCUCAUAUUUCCCAGUGAUGUAAUAGACAAUGAAGGCAGAGUGCUGCAUACGAAUUCACAGGUGGAAGCCAGAGAAAGUAUCAGACAAUUUAGCCCAAUAGGUGAAGUUGUGCAACAUGGACCAUCCAGAAGCUGGGAUGAAAAUUCAGAUGUAGUUUUUGCCCAUCAUUGUGGCAGUCUACCAAAGGAGUGUCAGUUUCUUUUCAACAGACCCCGGCCCGGACAUUGGCCCAGACCUGACACACUGGCCAGGGUAAGACAAACUGGGGUGUUUCUGGUGCCACACGGAUAUUCGGCGUCUCCUUCAAGACCAACCAGGUGUCGGUCUACUGCACUUCAUGUCAACCCAAAUAACCCAUAUUAUCCACAGUCAAACUGGGAAUGGAGGUUUUCUACAUCAAUGAUGGAAAGAUUGCUGAUGUUUGACAUGAACAUUGUGCAGUACAAGACAUAUGUAUUCAUUAAAAUCUUGAGAAAAACUUUCUUAAAGCCUGUUGUUGGAGACCGUCUCAGUACGUUUCACAUGAAGACUGCAAUGCUGUUCACAUUAGAGACCUAUCCACCAGAGAUAUGGAGAGAGGAAAACCUAGUACAGUGUGUGAUUUACUGCCUGACGACACUUCGCAGGUGGCUGAAGUUGAAACACUGCCCACACUACACUAUAGCUGGAGUGAAUCUUCUUACAGAGAAACUAUUCAAACAUGAACUCCCGAUAUUGUCCGCAAUACUUUCCUCCUUGAUGGAAUCCAAUAUGCCCUACAUUCCACAGAUAGACAUGGAUUUACUGGGAGUCAAGAUGCUGGGUAUAAGCAGAAGCCUUGUUUUCGAAAGUAACGAACGGAAUAAAAACAAUCAACUGAUCCUAGCAGAUCUGAUUAAAGAAUACAAUGAUUUAAUCAUAAGGCAUGAAGAUACCAUAGCUAAGUGGUCGUUGUACACAUUGGAGGAGCUCAAUUCACUCAUAACAGAACAGCUCCACACUUUACAACAAAUGUCACAACAUGGGACAGACUUCGAACGAGAAAUAACUACAGUGAUCAUGCCUUUGUGGUACGGAUCCCUUGCCUCUCUCCAGGCUUCAAGGUGUAUUCACAUAGGACAAUCAAUAACACAGAACAUUCUCGACCUGUACCUUCUGUCUUUUGACUCUGACCUUCUGUCUAGUAGACUAAAGUAUGCCUCCAUGUUGUACUGCAAUGGGCAGUAUGAUGCAGCAGCAGACUGUCUGGUGUUCUGUGAGGGACUGCUGGGGCCAGAAGUGUGGCAAUUAUGCAAAUGUGUUGGAAGAAUUUGCGUAACACCGAGCAGUAAGUUCUUAGACAAGGCUGAACGUUCCUCUUAUGAAGACACACUACAGAAGUUUACUGCCAUAUGUGUUAACUUCAUGCCGCAAGAAAGAUGCUGUGUACCAGAACAUCUCGUGUAUGAAAUGUUCAGAACUGUUGGAGAUAAGGACAAACAAGAGAGACGCCCAGCAGAUCAUUAUCAUUGGAUGGAUCAUGUCGUGAUUGACUGUAUCCCCUUUCUCUACUAUCUGCAAUUCCUUAUAUACAGGCAACUGAACAUGCAUUAUAGGAAAUAUGCAGCCGGAGCAAAUCUUCGCCAAUAUAUAUUUACGGAGAGUCAAGGCCAUGGUCACAUAGAGACAGCCUUAAACAUGCUGGGCAACUGCUAUGAACUUGAAAACCGACUGGAUCUUGCUUGGAUAUGCUACUCAAAAUCUCUUAAAUAUUGCCCAAGAAACAAUGCAGCCAAUUGGCAUGUCGCUAGAAUUGUGCAUGAGCUAGUCAACAGCUAAACAAUAAUUAUUGUAAAAAAUGUAUUGAACACUUUUAAGAAGAUUAAAAUGAACGUUGAUAUUUUCAAGUUAUAUUUUAGGAAGAUUACUGAUUGAAUAAAGAAGCCUGUCAGAAUCAAAAUGCAGCAAUGAAAAAUUAAAGACCUCGUUAAAAGGCCAAGUGGUUCAUGCAAGAGGCUUCAACAGAAGAAAACAGGAAAAAAGUGAUAUGAAAUGAACAUUUUUGUGUUAUCAUUGAUUUGCAAUCUGUCACAUUAACCAAUGAAAACAGAGCAUUGUUACAGAAAAAUUACAUGCAAAGUAGCUUGUAUUUUUAUAAAAAUCAGCGGUCGUUCUAGGAUUUGACGUUAGUGUGGGUGUUACUUAAGGGCGUAUCCUUAUGACUGGAGCGUCUCUAUUAGAAUCGAAAUUUAGUUUGUUGUAAGUGUUGGCAUGGUUUCCCAUCAGAAAUUGUUAUUGUAUGUUAUUACUUUUUCUUUAAAAGUGAAUAAAAAAUAAAUUUGGACGAUUUAAGAGGAGGCGCACGUCCGGUACCCCUGGACCCGUUACUGAUUUGAUGUAGGUUAUUAUGGACAUUUGGGUGUGCUAAACUCAGCCACAGUUUGCCAUUUUCCAAUUGAAGUUACCACCUUAAUCAAAUCAGUAUUGUUAUGUUUGAUUAUUUUUCAAGAGGCAGUGAUAGUGUUUUCAGGAAUUCGACACACAGAAGUUUGUAUGCCUGGUGACUUCCUUUGUUUACAGUUCAAUCAUGUGUUUAUGAUUUGCCGAAACUAAUAUAUCAAAUAAGUUUUUAAGCCUUUAAUGAUUGUAAAAUGUGUCCUUUCGUCAGAUUUGAUUUAAAACAAAGAGCAAAUAUACAUGUUGUUAAACAUUUACAUAUUACAGUAUAAUUACUUUCGGUCGUUGAAUAGAUAAAUUAAGAUUUUUCAGAGAAUUAUCGUAUUUGGGGUUCGGAUUUCUGGUUAAUUUAGAGUAAUCGUUAAAUGGGACUCGCUCAUGUUUUGUCACCAAAAUGAGUCUUCUAAGAAAUGCAUCUGAAAACACUAACAGUAUAAUGAUAAACAAAUACCUGUAGUGGGGAGUGUACCAGCGCCGGUACAAUCAAGUAAAGUAGAAAAACUUGAUACCAAAUGUAUUUGCCCACUAGGACAAGCUCAUAAGCUGACCAGGAUAUGUUAAACCUUUUUGAAUACAUAGGUAACAUCACAUGAUAUGUCAAUCCACUUAUCAUGUAACAUCAUUUCGUUGAAACCCGUUAAUAACAAUUUUUUAAAUCUAGGGCUUUAAAGAUAAAAUUUGAUUUUAUAUCAACAUUUGUUGAAGAAUUCCAGCCGUCAGUUUCUAAGGUUUUUACAUUUUCAAAUCAUUUGGAAGGAGAGAUUAGCAAAUACAAGUCGCUUUUAUUUUUUAUAAUGUUUUUCUUUAUUUGU
Molecule: messenger RNA, 3804 nt
Organism: Mya arenaria
Lineage: Eukaryota; Metazoa; Mollusca; Bivalvia; Myida; Myidae
Exons: 3
Coding region: 203-2374 (723 amino acids)
Source: RefSeq, a predicted model, not a curated record